AUGACCAUGCUCACAGUCAAGCAGCCAACACACUACGGCUACAAGUCCGUCCAUGACCUACCUACUCCACCCUCAACAUCCCGACCCUCGCCUCCCUUGGCUUACCAAGAUCACCCUUCGCACAAGCUGCUGCCGUCCAUUCCCCGCAGUCACAGUCCAGUUGGCCAGCCUAUGUCGGCACAUCAUCGUGGCCUGCCUCCCCCGGCGGCCAUGACUUUGCCGCCCCAGCCGCCUCACCCAAGCUCGGCUCCUCCUCCGCCACCGCCCCCGGCGCCUCAAUCCAUCAGUCAAGCUCAAUCUAGCCAUGGCCACCUGAUGGGCCAGCUGCCCGGGCCUCCGCCGCAGUGGCAAGGCGCCGAGGAUUCCAUGAGAAGCUGGCUGGCAGCAAAGACCGAGGAAGAGCGCAGGAGACAGGAGGAGGAGAAGACGAGGCAGGAGACUCUGCGCCUCGAGCAACGGCGUAUCGAGGCCGACAUGCUGCGGACCUCUUUAAACGGCGGAAUCCCUCCGCCCAUUGUUCCUCUCGUCUUUGCUGGAAUGGGAGGCGGUGUUCCUCCAGCCGCUUUGGAGUGGGCGCAGCAGUUUCUCGCCCAGCAAGGACAGCCGCAACAUGCCCAGCUGCUUCCCUCCCAAGGUCCUGUUUCACCCGAGCAUCGCCGCGAUUCUCAGUCCCAGCCUUAUGGUCAAUAUGCGGGCGUCCCUUCAACGCCGAGCUCCGCCCCCGGGCCUCACGGGUUCCCCGCCUACCCGGGCUCUCCCCAGCGGGGACGGGCAACGACUCUGUCCUCGACGGGUUCGGUUUCCCGGCCGCUCGGAUCUGGCAAUCUGCCCAGCCUCAACACCAACGUCCCCCAUUCUGGUCCACCAGGCCCGUCAGCACUGCAGAGUCACCAGCACGCAGCUUCGCAGUCUGUGCAGUCUCAGCAAGAGGCCCAGCCGAGCCCGUCCAUCUACUUUCACCACUGGCACCCGCCGACAUCCCAAGCCGGAGGUGGCUCUACCCAGCCUGCGACACCCUCCGGGGAGUCUCCUAGGAACAAGCGCAAGGCCACAGGCCCGCAGCCAGCCCCACCACCGCCAAGUCAGCAUCAACGUCUGCGGUCGCCUCCUUUCCACGGUGGAUCAACCCUCGAGAAUCCCCCGCCGGGGCGAAGACGGGGACAUACACGACAACGUAGCGAUCUUUCGUCGUAUCGGCCGACGGGUCGUGGCCGAGGUGAGAGUUUUGGGACGCCUCGAGGCAUGUCUCCGCAGGUCGCAAGCUUCAGCACGGCCCCGGAAUAUGGAAGCGCCAGUUCGACAUCUGCUCAACCACAGCAACAAGCACCGAGGGGUGUUGGCGGACACUCGGUAUCAUCCUUGUUAUCCGAAGAGCCAUCGCGCGCAGCUCAGUAUGGUCCGACGCCAACGGAGGCUUAUCAAGGGCAGGGCGAGGAAAGACGACGAUCCCCGUUGUGA
This is a messenger RNA of Colletotrichum orchidophilum, 1458 nucleotides long. RefSeq lists its product as uncharacterized. Lineage: Eukaryota; Fungi; Ascomycota; Sordariomycetes; Glomerellales; Glomerellaceae. The transcript is spliced from 2 exons. Bases 1 to 1458 code for a protein of 485 amino acids. The record is from RefSeq and is a predicted model, not a curated record.